AUGUUUCUUCCUUCAGGUCCGAACGACAGGAAACCCACUGAGUUCCUGCUCAUCGAUGGACAAAAAUAUGCUGUUGUUGGGACGGUUCUGCUGCUGAUCCGGAUCUUUCUGGAAUACUGUCAGUGUGUCAACGACAUCCCAUCCAUCGCCACCGACAUGCUGACGCGUCUGUCCGACCUCCUCAAGCACUUUAACUCUCGGAGCUGCCAGCUGGUUCUGGGAGCCGGAGCGCUGCAGGUCGUCGGCCUCAAGACCAUCACAACGAAAAACCUGGCGUUAGCUUCCCGCUGCCUGCAGCUCGUGGUUCUCUACAUUCCCAUCAUCAAAACUCACUUCAAGACCAAACUGCAGCCGAAACAGUUCAGCGUCCUCAGACACUUCGACCACAUCACCAAGGACUACAACGAUCACAUCUCAGAGAUCUCAGCCAAACUGGUGGCCAUCAUGGACAGUCUGUUUGAGAAGGUUUUAUCAAAGUAUGAAGUCAAAGCUCCGAUGCCCUCAGCCUGUUUCAGAAACGUCUGUAAACAGAUGGCGAAGAUGCACGAAGCCAUUUCUGAGCUUCUACCUGAAGAACAGACUCAGAUGUUGUUCCUGAGGAUAAAUGCCGGUUUUAAAAUGCACCUGAAGAGACAACUGUCUCGACUCGGGGUCAUUAAUGAUGGAGGACCGCAGCACGGGUUGGUGGUCGUGGAUGUCGCCUUCUACACGGAGAACAUUCAGGUGCUGAAGAGCCUCGAGCGGCUCGACCUGAACAUGGCCGAGAUCUGGGAGCAGAAGAGGUGAUGGGACGAUGGCGACGUCCAGGAUCCAACCCGCUACCCCACCGACUCGGUUGACGGAGGGCCAACCCCCGGGAGUCGACAGCGGCCGGUUGAGGGUGGAGGAGGAGCCGGAGGUCCGCAGGGACCACAAACACAAAACUGGAGAAGGAGCGCAGCGACACGUCGGAGCCUCCUUAACAGCUCCACCUUAAAAAGCUAAAUCAAAUAUCACACAGAGCCUCCUUAAGAUCCGCUGCCGCCUCAUCUCACUGUAAAUCAACUGAACACUAGUAAAUUAUUAGAGACGGUUUCAGGAGGAGAAAUGGAGGGUAAUUUAUUUUUUGAAAACAUUCAAUACUGGGGCAGUUUUUCUCCAGCGAGCUGCGACGCUGGAGCUGAAGGGAAUUUUAACAUUUCAUCGUAUUCUGGGCUCGAGGGAAUGGACCAACCUCAAAGAGUCAACAGGGUUCUCCAGACGUUCUCCAGACGUUCUCCAGACGUUCUCCAGACGUUCUCCAGACAACAGGUGCUGUGGUGAAAACCUGCGGAUGUAAAAGAUUCUUUCAUUUUUAUACUUGAGACAAAUUAUUUUCUGGACUUUGUGUCUUGAGGUCUGAAGGAAGCUGAAUGGAGUUUAAUGAAAAGGUGAAAUUAAAGAAUUAAAUUCAGAUCAACGAGAUUCAAACUGUGAAAGAAUCAAAACUCUCAGCUACUUCCUGUCAUUACCAAAGUAAAAUGGAUUUUAAUUUGGGAAUUUAACUCUUUGAUUUCAUUUUUUCCUCUUUAAACAAAUCUGACGAGAUGAUUCAGAGACGGUGAAGUUUUUUUUAUAAUUGUAGAAGAACGUGAAGCAUGAAUCUCAGCUGUCGACUCAAACUACUGUUGAUCUUCUCCCUCCUACUUUUAUUGAACCUGCAUGAGCUUUUUGUUUCCUCAAACCACAGAGCGGAACAGAAAAUCAGGUUUUAUUGUCUAAACUGAAUUUCCUUCUGGAAGUCUGAAGAUCAAAACUGCACAAGAUGAAACUUUUAUGAUUAAAAUUGCAGCAAUAAAUUCAAACGUGUCCGUGAACGUGAGGAUAAAUGAGCCUUCUUUUACAUCUGAGCUCAUUUAAAUGUGAGCGAACGCUAAUCGUCACGAUUCAUUCUCAACCUGUCAAAUCAUGGUUUUGUUUUUAUUUCCCUCGGCGGCGCCCUCUGUGGUCACACACAGGAACGCAGCCAGAUGACAAGAUUAGUGGGGAACAUAAAUAAUGAAGAAUCCGAUUUUCUGUUCCUGAGUGAAGUUUGAGCUCAAACCAAAAGUCUGUAGCGCUGCGGCCUCAUCACGACUUUAUAGAGACGUUAAUGAUCCUUUUGUCAUGUGACGACUUGAACGUGAAGAAAUGUGGUCGCUGUGGGCUCCUGUAGCUGCUCAGAUGACUCCUGUGUGUGUGUGUGUGUGUGUGUGUGUAUAUAAACACAUAACACACACAUCUCGUGGGAGUGAAUGUUGUGAUGAAGCCGCAGGUUCAGACUGAAGCUGAGAAACAAAAAGCAUCAAAUGUUCAGAAGUGCCUCCUGUCUGAGCUCCUCACUACAGUGUGCCUACCAUACCACUGUGUCUGUCUGUCUGUCUGUCUGUCUGUCUGUCUGUCUGUGUGUGUCUGUCUGUCUGUGUUUGUGUGUCUGUCUGUCUGUGUGUGUGUGUGUGUGGCAGCACGUCUGAGAACCCAAAUGUCUUGAAUAAAACAGGUAAUGGAGCCACUUUGUUCUUCAGUUUGUUUCUGCUGCAGAUUCUCAGUCAUUCGUUUGAUUCAUCGUAAAUAAAACAGAAAUCAAACAGAAA
Messenger RNA from Paralichthys olivaceus (Japanese flounder), 2591 nucleotides. The record is from RefSeq and is a predicted model, not a curated record. Lineage: Eukaryota; Metazoa; Chordata; Actinopteri; Pleuronectiformes; Paralichthyidae.